CUCCACCGACACGCAGCACACCAGCCAUGGACGCCUUGCAGGCUCUGGUCGAGGACCUCUUACAGCAGCAUUUGCUUGUUGCCGCUGCUGCUGGUGCGCUAGCAGUCGUCUACCUCCUUGUCAAACUCCUCCACGACACCGAGCCCGCAAAAGAUUAUCAGGUCACGCCGCCAGAGCAAUGCCAGCCGGGGUGGAAAGGAAAGGUGCUUGAGGGACCGUCACUGAAGGCUCCUGGCUCCAAUGACAUCCAAUGCUAUUGUCCCGCGACCGGCGAAGCUCUGGGCACGAUCACCCCCGCGACACCGAAGGAUAUCGACAGCGCAGUUGCACGGGCGAAGGCGGCGCAGGAACAAUGGCAGCAUACGACCUUUGCGCAGAGGCGCCAGGUCUUGAAGACGAUGCUCAAAUUUAUUCUCGCGAACCAGAAGACGAUAUCGACCGCUGCGUGCCUGGACAGUGGCAAGACGCGUGUGGACUCCAGCUUCGGCGAGAUUCUCGUCACGGCGGAGAAGCUCAGGUGGACAAUCGAUCAUGGCGAGAAGGCGCUGAAGCCUGAGAGGCGUCCGACCAAUUUCUUGAUGAUGUACAAGAUAAACGAGGUCAGAUGGGAGCCUCUGGGCGUGGUGUCCGCUUGCGUGAGCUGGAAGUAUCAGUUCCACAACCUCCUCGGCCCCAUUAUCUCUGCUCUCUUCUCCGGAAAUGCCGCUAUCGUCAAGGUUUCCGAGCAAACGUGCUGGUCCUCGCAAUACUUCAUGCAAAUCGUCCACGGCGCCCUCACAGCCUGCGGCUACAGCUACGCCAGCGACCUCGUCCAGUCGCUCGUCUGCUGGCCCGACGUCGCGCCACACUUCACCUCGCACCCCGGAAUCGCGCACCUGACGUUCAUCGGCUCGCGCCCAGUCGCGCUCAAAGUCUGCGAAUCGGCCGCCCAGGCCCUGACGCCCGUGUGCGUCGAGCUCGGCGGCAAAGACGCGGCCAUCAUCCUCGACGACGUACGCAACCUCGAAAAAGUCGGCCACAUCAUGCUCCGCGGCGUCUUCCAAGCCGCCGGCCAGAACUGCAUCGGCAUUGAGCGCAUCAUCGCCCUCCCGAACGUCUACGACCGCCUCAUCGACUUCCUGACCCCCCGCGUCAAGGCGCUGCGCUCCGGCUCGGCCCUCACGAGCGAGGCCGCCGGCCCCGACACCCCCGCCGUCGACGUCGGCGCCAGCAUCUCCGCCGCCGGCUUCUCCCGCCUCGAGAACCUCAUCCAGGACGCCGUCAGCCGCGGGGCGCGCCUCUUGGCCGGCGGCUCGCGCUACGCGCACCCAGACUUUCCGCAAGGCCACUACUUCGCGCCAACGCUGCUCGUGGACGUGACGCCCAACAUGCCGAUCGCGCAGGAAGAGUGUUUCGCACCCGUGAUGCUGGUCAUGAAAGCCGCGUCCGUGGCCGCGGCCGUCGACGCCGCAAACAGCACGCCGUACGGACUGGGCGCCAGCGUCUUCGGCUCGCGCUCCGCCGACCUGCAGUACGCGGCGCGCUGGCUCCAGAGCGGCAUGGUGGCCGUCAACGACUUUGCCGUCUACUACGCCGUGCAGCUGCCGUUUGGCGGCGUCAAGGGCAGUGGCUACGGCCGGUUUGCGGGCGAGGAGGGCCUCCGUGGCAUUUGUAAUGGGAAGAGCGUUUGUGUGGAUCGUUGGCCGGGCUGGAUUGAGACGGGCAUUCCGCCGGAGCUGCAGUUGCCGGUUAGGAAUGCGAAGAGGGCGUGGGAAGUCGCGUGUGGUGUUGUCGAGUUGGGGUAUGGGUUGGGGUUGGGGCAGAAGACGAAGGGCUUGAGGCGCAUUGUGGGGUUGUAAGUAAGUGGUAUGUGUGGGAGCGGGUGAGCCUUCUUCUGCUUCGUGUCUGUGUGGAGGCAUGGGGCUUUGUGGAUAUGUUUCUGUGUAGGUGUUUAAUCUUGUACGCACGCUUUGUCCUUCUUGUCUGCAGUUGUGUCUCGUGUGUUAUACUUACCGGAUCUUCCACUUGGGUAUGAAGGUAGGAACAUACGAAGUUAUGAAAGCACUCUUGAAGAAACAUAGCGGUUCAACCAAUAGACAAAACAAGGAGAAGAGAGUAGUUGGAAUAGAACAAUUUACUUGGUACAAAUUCUGCUGCCCU
Aplosporella prunicola CBS 121167 is the source of this 2139-nucleotide messenger RNA. RefSeq lists its product as uncharacterized. Gene Ontology annotation, molecular function: aldehyde dehydrogenase (NAD+) activity. Lineage: Eukaryota; Fungi; Ascomycota; Dothideomycetes; Botryosphaeriales; Aplosporellaceae. The transcript has 4 exons. The record is from RefSeq and is a predicted model, not a curated record. The coding region runs from base 27 to 1838 and encodes 603 amino acids.